AUGUUUGUCUAUGUAAAGAGCAAUGGGACAAAUAUUAAGUGCAGACUUGUGUAUACGCCUUGCAGGUGGUGGUUUAGCUUAGCUGCUUCUGUCACAUACCCUUUGGAUCUUGUAAGAACACGCCUUUCAGCACAGGGUGUUGAUGGUGGAGAUAUAAUUUCAAAUUUAAGAAGUGGUGUGGCAGUUGAAAAAGCGUUGGCCAUAAUGCAAGAGAGGGGUUUCUCCAAUAGAAGGUCUAGGCAUAGGUUGACACCUGGCACUGUUAAAUACGCAACUUUUCAUGUUCUUUCACUCGAGGGUAGCCAUUGUCUUUCAAUUUUAGAUGUGGUUGAAAAGAUCCAGAAAUCUGAUUUAAAGGAUCUAACAACAAGCAAAACACCAGAGGCCUCAAUAGUUGCUGCAUUAUCACGCUGGUGA
Messenger RNA from Lactuca virosa, 417 nucleotides. The record is from the annotation of a GenBank genome assembly. NCBI's taxonomy places the organism in Eukaryota, Viridiplantae, Streptophyta, Magnoliopsida, Asterales, Asteraceae.